AAUUUACUCUCCACUUUAUUCUGCAGUACAUCGCUACUACCACCAGGGGGAGAAAGUGCGAAACUGUCAGGAACCGGAAGCAGCUUUAACGUGUUUCUCCUUGGAGAGAACCGAAGAAUGGCUUACUGACAAGUGUAGUCCGUGUUACAAUAAAUAAAGACUAAAUACGAUUUUGGAACUGCACACCUUUAAAGAGAAAAAUGAAACGGGAUGUCAGAAUUUUAUUGCUUGGGGAACCUAAGGUUGGGAAGACGUCCCUCAUCAUGUCUCUUGUUGGGGAGGAAUUCCCAGAGGAGGUGCCCCUUCGUGCUGAAGAAAUAACCAUCCCUGCUGAUGUCACGCCAGAGAAGAUUCCAACACACAUUGUUGAUUACUCAGAAAGUGAGCAGAAUGAUGAGCUGUUACAAGAAGAAAUUGUGAAGGCUAACGUUGUCUGCAUGGUGUAUGACGUCACCAAGGAAGACACAAUAGAGAAGAUCCGAACUAAAUGGAUCCCCUUAGUGAAUGGAGGAGUAGAGAGGGGGAAUAAGGUACCUAUCAUCUUGGUUGGAAACAAAUCAGAUCUGUGUUCAUCAAGCUCCAUGGAGUCCAUCCUGCCCAUCAUGAAUCAAUUCUCUGAGAUUGAGACCUGUGUGGAAUGCUCUGCUAAGAACUUGAAGAACAUCUCUGAGUUGUUUUACUAUGCCCAGAAGGCUGUGCUUCAUCCAACUGCUCCACUCUACGACCCUGAAGAAAAACAGCUCAGGCCCAUGUGUGUUCGAGCCUUGAGCCGAAUUUUCCACAUAUCUGACCGAGAUAAUGAUGGGAUAUUAAGUGAUGAUGAGCUCAACUUUUUUCAGAAAUCAUGCUUUGGGAAUCCACUAGCACCACAGGCCCUGGAAGAUGUCAAGACAGUGGUGUGGAAGAACACAAGUGAUGGUGUACAGGAAAAUGGACUGACACUGAAUGGCUUUCUCUUUCUCAACACACUUUUCAUCCAGAGGGGUCGGCAUGAGACAACAUGGACCAUCUUGAGGAAGUUUGGCUAUGAUGACACACUGGAGCUGGUAGAUGACUACCUGUACCCUCAGCUUCGUGUUCCAGUGGACUGCACCACAGAACUCAACCAUCUUGGCCAUCAGUUCCUUCAGAUGCUGUUUGAAAAGUAUGAUGAGGAUAAGGAUCAAGCCCUUUCCCCUGCUGAGUUGAAGAAUCUCUUCAGUGUGUUUCCGUAUAUGCCAUGGGGCACAGAUGUGUAUGCUUCUGUCUCGACUAACAAGGAGGGUUUCCUAUCCUUACAUGGCUUCAUCUGUCAGUGGACAUUGACUGCAUACCUAGAUAUCCAUCGCUGUCUGGAGUUCCUUGGUUACUUUGGCUACCCUGUUCUUACCGAGCAAGAGUCCCAAACUUCAGCUAUAACGGUGACCAGAGAGAAAGCCAUAGACCUAGAGAAAGGGCAGACUCAGCGCACUGUGUUCCUCUGCAAAGUGAUUGGACCACGUGGCACAGGCAAGACUGCCUUUCUACAGGCCUUUCUGGGCCGUGACUUUUCGACACAAAUGAGUACACCAGGAGCCUUUUCCUACUUUACCAUAAACACGGUCCAAGUCAGCAACCAGGAGAAGUAUUUAAUUCUCUAUGAGGUGGAUGUUGAUACAGAGUUCCUCAAAGCUUCUGAUGCUGCUUGUGAUGUGGCCUGCCUGAUGUAUGAUGUUAGUGACCCCAAAUCCUUCAGCUAUUGUGCCAGUAUCUACAAGCAACAUUAUAUGGACUCCAGCAUUCCCUGUGUUGUGGUGGCUUCCAAGUCAGACCUCCCUGAGGAGAAACAGCAGCAUGGAAUCUCUCCUGCUGAUUUCUGCUAUAAGCAUCGCCUACCUGCCCCCCUGCCCUUUUCCUGUAUCAGCUUGGAUACAAGAAGCACAGCCAUCUACUCCAGGCUAGCAUGGGCAGCCAUGCUCCCACAUCUUAACAAUUCUGACAUGACGACCACCUCCUUCUGGUUAAGAGUGACACUAGGAGCAGCUGUUUUGUCAGUUCUGGGCUUCACCAUCUAUCGAGCUUUCAUCAAACAGAAAUAGAACUCUAGUGAAAGCCCACCCCUCCUCCAAAAACUUGUCUACACCUCUACACCUCUUGUCAGGCUUCAGUCAGGGGGUUUGGACAUGGAAAACCACAAAAAGGGGAUAUUUUCACCAGUGUGCAAGACCCAUCAUAGUGAACGUCUGAUAUUUGAGCUCUGCAAACAACAUUUACAUAAUAUUGUUAGUCAACAUGUCUUCUUCAGAAAUUUCUUGAGUAUGACUUUAAGGAUCCAUUAAGUUUCUCUUAAUUGAAUGUAGCUUUUGAUGCCUAGCUUAUUACUCCAGGCAUGUUCUAGACAAGAAACGUUGGAUAUUCAUUUCCUACAUUUUUGUAAGAUUAUUGCAAACAUGAAAGUCACUAGACAUUGACAUCUGUAGAACUUUUGUGGAUAUAAAGGCCAUUAAAUUCAUGGAAAAGAACUGUAAAAAAUGCAAAGCAUACAGCAUAUAAAAUAUACAUAGUCUCAUGGGACAGCUGCUAGCA
Scleropages formosus (Asian bonytongue) is the source of this 2544-nucleotide messenger RNA. It is a transcript of the gene rhot2, whose product is annotated as ras homolog family member T2. Lineage: Eukaryota; Metazoa; Chordata; Actinopteri; Osteoglossiformes; Osteoglossidae. The coding region runs from base 201 to 2057 and encodes 618 amino acids. Gene Ontology annotation, biological process: mitochondrion organization. Gene Ontology annotation, cellular component: mitochondrial outer membrane. The record is from RefSeq and is a predicted model, not a curated record. Gene Ontology annotation, molecular function: calcium ion binding; GTP binding; GTPase activity. The transcript has 19 exons.